Messenger RNA from Caretta caretta (loggerhead turtle), 1026 nucleotides. RefSeq names its product ARF like GTPase 14 (gene ARL14). The record is from RefSeq and is a predicted model, not a curated record. Gene Ontology annotation, molecular function: GTP binding; GTPase activity. NCBI's taxonomy places the organism in Eukaryota, Metazoa, Chordata, Testudines, Cheloniidae.
AUGGGUCUGCUAAGUUCCAAACACUGCAGAGUCAAACCAGCUAAGAUAUUAAUGCUGGGACUCGAUUCAGCUGGGAAAUCUACACUAUUGUACAAGUUAAAGUUUAAUGAUGUUUUCCUAACACUCCCAACAAUCGGUUUUAACGUGGAAAUGAUUGAAACAGGGCAAAAUAUUGCUAUAACAAUCUGGGAUGUUGGAGGGCAACAUAAAAUGAGGACAUUUUGGUGCAAUUACUUUGAAAAUGCCGAUGGCCUAGUGUACGUUGUGGACAGCACUGAUAAGCAACGUCUGGAAGAUUCAAAGAAAGAAUUUGAACUCAUCUUAAAGAAUGAAUUUGUAAAGAAUGUGCCUGUUGUUUUGCUAGCUAACAAGCAGGAUCUUCCUGGAGCUUUGAACGCUGAGGAAAUAACCAGGAAAUUCAACAUGCAGAAACAUUGCAGUGAUCGAAAUUGGUAUGUACAGCCUUGUUGUGCCAUCACUGGGGAAGGUCUGCCAGAAGCAUUCCAAAGAAUAACAGCAUUUGCAAAAAACUGGAAAAAAUCCAAAGAAGCUUUUACAAUUUUCAAGCAAGAUGAAAAGUUGUAAGAGUCUUCAUUAUACCAUCUGGGGAAAGCUAUCAUGGAGAGUUAAUUAUGGGAAUUAAAUCUGCAUAUUGGAAGAUUUGACUCUGCAGGACUUUUAAAAGACUAUUAUAUAGCAAAAUGUAGUCAGAGCAAGCUAAAUUACUAUGUUGUUACAUUUGCAUACUUUUCAGAGCUACUGUUUAACAGCAUUUUAAUUAAAUGACAUAUUUGUAGCCUAAGUCCAGAUAUUUGGCUAUGUUAAACUGCAUGAUGUAAUACUAAAAAGGUGCAUUUAAACAUUUUAAAUGUUCUACAGUCAUUUUAUUUAUGCUUGUUUAAUUACACAAAAUUUACAAGAGCUGUGAUAACUGGAUCAUUGAGCAAGCAAAGGAAAAGUAAAAAAAACAAUAUUUCAUAUUACAUAACAUACUGUAUUUGUAAGUGCUUUGUGAAUAUGUUUAUU